GUGACGUAGAACCGCGGGAGCGCGCGUAAGCCUCGUAUGGGUACGGAAAGUCAGAGCAGGGGAUCUGUCGACCACUUGUCAACUAGUGUGCAAUCUCUGGCCUGAGCUCGAGAUAACAUCGACAUGUCGGGCGAUAACGAAGAAACACAAACGACAGAAGAGACGACAAUGGACGACAAGGUAUGUGCGCGGCGGUUUAUCAGUUUGACAUCAGCAUACAGGGAGGUUGACUUUGUUAGAGCUCGCGCUUCGUUAUGUAGCUUAGCUUCUUCACCCCGCGCUCGUCAUUGUUGACAUAUCAACCAAAGCCUGCUCCUGUGCUCCGGCCUGAAAGAGUAAUCCUAUUUCCUCAAACUUUAUAACUAGACUCCGUUGCGUGUUAGCUGGCGUGUCGUUUGUUGUUGGUGUAAAUAUCAUUUCCGUUGGCUGGUUUGAAUGUCAGAGGUGCCGCUAGCUCGUAGUAGCAGCUUUAGCUAACUGUGAUGACAUUCACACACACAGGGAAUUUUGCAACUGUUAGCUCACCUGCUAACUUUAGCUUAGCCGAAUCUGGAAGAUUAUACUGCACUGUGGCUUCAAUAUUUGCUUUCAGGACGCUAUUAUUUCAUCAUUUUCUUCUGUAUUCUUUAUCAGUUCACCGCAAAUACCCUCAUUAUAGACGCUUUAGCCAACUAUAACAGCUGCUGUGUAAUAUUAACGUGUUGUUUUGCUGCCUCUUAACGGUUAUUUCCACCCGCUCGUGCACCACAACCCACACAUCUCCAGGAUCCACUCUGCGCGUGGGCAGCAGAGCAAACCCGAACCUAUUUGACGAUGACAUGGAUAGAAAAUCUGAAACUAAUCAUGUUAUUUUGAGGUCCUUGAACAAUGAUUAAACAGGAUACACCAUAAAUGGUUGUUGUAUCAUUUUAGUUUCGAAUAUUUCCUGUUAAUGCUAAGUAUUAGUAGCCGUGGGUCGACCUAAAUGUGUAUAAAAUGGAGAGAUUACUACUGCAGAUGUUUCUGUGGGAGCCCAAAGCCACUUGAUGAAUGUCUUCUCCUCAGCUAAUUUUCUGUGCCUCAUUUUGAUGUAUGAUGUUUGUUUUCAGGAGACCCAGGACAAGGUGAUCAGUCCUGAGAAGGCAGAGGAGGCUAAACUGAAGGCCAAAUACCCAAAUAUAGGAAACAAACCCGGAGGCUCUGACCUGCUCCGCAAACGCCUCACCAAAGGGGUGAGCUGUUGCUUUUUAGUGUCUGUGAAACAUUCAGGGUCCACCAAAGAGCAGAGUACACCCACUAUCGUCUUUGUGAAGUUUGUUAGAUUUACUGUUAAUACAAUGGCAGCCCACAAACUGCAAUCAAUGCCAACAGGACGUGAAAAAAAUGUUAGAUUUCUCUUCAAUAUUUUUAAUCAACAAUUGAAUCAUUGAAUUGAAUGAUUGACAAAGAAAAUAAACUCAAAAAAACACGGAACAUUUCAAAUUUUAUAGAUGUAGAAUCUAUUGAAGGGGUGUUUGUUAGGGCUAUAUUUGUUUGAGCAAGGUGUGGUGUCCAUCACAUGAUUUAGCAACUGAGUGUUUAAUGACACUGACUGCAUGUACUUUGCUAUGAUAUCAAUGUAUCAUCGUGGUGAUGAUGAUGUGAACCACUGACUGCUGGCCAGAAAAGCUUAACUUUGACUUUUGAUUCUUGUUGUAAAUUGUGAUGGACAUGCAGUUGUAAUUUUUUUGAGAUACAUUUUUCACCAGAUCAUGACCAUGUUUAGAUCUAAAGUAUGUGAAGCGAAUAUGUACAAUUUCCUCAGUCAAUAAUGUUGAAAUAGUGGUUUAACAAACAGCUGUCUUGAUUCGCAAGAUAUAGAUAAAGUCAACUGUCAAGUAAAACUUGUACAUAGAAUCUUUGAUCAAUCCAUGUGUACAGAGAGUUUGAUCAUAGUCAGCUUUAUUGGUUAGGUAUGUAUACAUUUACAAGGAGACUGACUGGUAGACUUUGCCGUCUAUGUACAAACAUUUGAUACCAAAUAUUACACAAAUGUUUACAUGCUUAGACAUUGAACUGAUACAUACAAGACUGUUUUAGGCAGUCAUUCAAUGGAGCAGAGGAAUGUCAAGUGAUAGAAAAAUAUAUACAUAUAUAACAGUGUGGGUUGUGUACAUGAUGUACCUGGGCAUUUCAUAACAUCUCAGGUGGGAUGUUUUUUAGUUUAAAAAGUAGAAGAGCAAAAAAAGCUACAAAGAAAAAUAAUUUUAGAUUUGAUUAAUCCAUAUUUAUCUUCUUGAAGCUCUCACAGUUGGCAUUUGUAGGUGCAUCUCUACAUAUAUUUGUAAAUUAACUUGUUUGAAAAAUUGCCCAUCAGGUCACCAUCAUUGUGUGCCCACACAGUACAAACAAAUUAAGUAGCUGCUAAUAAAAACAUGGUAUGUGGCUGCUAAGAGUCAAAACUCUUUCUCCAUCUUUUACUUCAAGUAAGCCAGGUCAAUCAUUAAAAUGGGCUCAAGAGGAUUUUCUUAAUCAAAACCAGGAAAAAUCAGAACAUGACAGUGAAAGUAUUUGUAACACUGAAUGUUCAGUGAACUCUCUCUCUCUUCUUAUUUUCUAUCCUUCCCAUUUUAAUUGUUGUUUCUAUGCCUCUUCACAGCAAAAGUACUUUGAUUCCGGGGAUUACAACAUGGCUAAAGCAAAGAUAAAGAAUAAGCAGUUACCAACAGCUGCACCAGAGAAGACCGAGAUCACAGGGGACCACAUCCCCACCCCCCAGGACCUGCCCCAGAGGAAACCGUCUCUGGUAGCCAGCAAACUGGCAGGCUGAUCCACGUACACAAACAGCCACUGCAGAAUCAACCCCCCCUCCCCUUUCCCUUCUCCCCAGCCCUCACCCUCUAUACUCAAGUCUCAGAGCUGUAACAUUACCUCUCCUACCCCAUACAGUGCCACCUGUCCCCUGCCUCUCCCCCCUCCCCACUUGCCUGGACCCAUCCCAACAAGGACCCACACCUAGCAGCACCCAGCAAACUGGCUAGCUGAUACCUUCAACCUUUCAUUUUAAGUUUCCACCCUUUCUGGUCCUAUCUCUACUACCUCCUCCCUUUAUUUUGUCCCCUGCCCCUGCCCCUAAACUUCAAGCCCAUUUGUCACUGUCCUCUUAUUUUACCAUGUCCCCUUUUUCUCUGUACUUCCAUGUAAGAUACUCAUAAAGAUGCGACAUCUGGGUGUGAGUGUGAUGAGCGGACUGUGACACCUCUUUGACAACCAGAUUGUGUGUUGGCUGUAGAGAGGGGCGAACAGAAGAAGCUACGUCUUGUACAGUUAGAGGGCUUCAGUAAGGUCAUCAGGACCCUCAGUUUGGAAGUUUGUGUAAAUAAAUAUAUAUUUCCUUUUGUUUGGCACAGGGGCAGAUGUCGGCCUUUUAGAAUGUUUUACACCAGAUUUGUAUCAUUCACUGUAUGUCCUUAUUCUAAAUUAUGCUGUCAAUAUGCUCGAGUGAUUGACUAAAUAUAGUAACCCAGAGGCCAAGCUCAGAUGUGUUAACACUUUCAUGCUGAACCCUGAUGGAAAGCUGUGCUGAUGGACCACACAGUGAAAGGUCAGAGUGUCGUAUGGGCUGCAUGUGAGAUGCAAAGACCGUUCUUGUUAAGUUCCAUUUUAAUUCAUUGAAGCACUGAGCACCAACAUUUACACAGAUGCUAAAUUGCUCAGGUGCAGUCUGAACACUCUGGGUUUCAUGAUGUACAGGGUGCAUUCAAGAAAUCUUGAAACUUGAAAGUUAUCAGAUUUUAACGUAAAAGAGGAGUUUGAGCUGCAUUGUUGAAAGUUUACACUGUAUUUGUUGUGUGUGGAGCGUUUUGGCGUUGGAUGAUGACUCAGUCCUCUUCUCAGGCCAAAGUCUCUGGUUGAAAUUUGUCAUGAAUGAAUCAUUUUGCUCAAAUAGAGAAGGAUAUGGGACCUAAGAGAUUAAUUCCUGUCAGUAGAGACCAGUAUGUGUGUCCUAUAUUCUGUGUGACUAGAUUUAUUUCAUGAUAAAAAUAUACUGGGAACAGUUUUGGGCACCGGGAACAAAAAGUGUUUGAAUGAUUUUCAAACUUGGACAAAAAAAAAAAAAGUCUUAUAAUCUCAAAAGUUCAAGUAGUGUGAUCUUUAAAAAAUGAUUGGCCAUGUUAAGUGCUUUUCCAGGGUCCUCACUGACUGGAUAUGGUUUACCUGGAAUGAGGUAAAUCUACGCUAGCACUACAUCUGUCUGUGCUGUGCAUGUAUAUGGCUGCCCUGCUGUCACUUUGUGCCAUUUUGUUUUGUAAAUAAAAUAGUUUUGCACAAAUGUCAAAGUUUUGUG
Messenger RNA from Xyrichtys novacula (pearly razorfish), 4306 nucleotides. The record is from the annotation of a GenBank genome assembly. NCBI's taxonomy places the organism in Eukaryota, Metazoa, Chordata, Actinopteri, Labriformes, Labridae.